Molecule: messenger RNA, 4618 nt
Organism: Spinacia oleracea (spinach)
Lineage: Eukaryota; Viridiplantae; Streptophyta; Magnoliopsida; Caryophyllales; Amaranthaceae
Exons: 2
Coding region: 3163-4170 (335 amino acids)
Molecular function (GO): protein binding
Source: RefSeq, a predicted model, not a curated record
AAUUAUUUCUCUCUCCUCUCAAACUUACAAACGUUCUUCUCUCUUCCUCUUUCACGUGAAACCCUCAUCAUCCUCUUCUUGUUCUCUUGCACGCCACCACCACCAACCGCAGCAACCACCUCGCUGCCACCAACCGUUGUUGCCGCGCCGCCUAGCCGCCGACCAACCUUUCUCCUCCCUCUCCUUCACGUACACAAGCACUCCUCCUCCUCUUUUCUUUCUUGCUCCACAAGCAGCCACCUAGCGCGACCACCUGCACCACCGUUGCGCCACCAACCGCCAAACUGCCCUGCUGCCACACCACCCCUGUUCGCCAGCCAGCCUUCCUGCCUCUCUCUGUUUGGUUAAUUCUUAAACCCUUAAACUAAUUAAUAUUUUAAUUAUGUUUUAAUACUUUAAUUCAUGUUUUCCUGAGUUAAAUUUAUAGUUUUUAUGAUUUAAUUAUGAAUUUCAGAUUACAUGUUUUGCAUAAUUAAGUUAUUAAUUUUCAGAUUCUAUAAUUUGAUUGAAAUAAGGGUUUUAGAUUAUUAAAGCAUGAAUUUUUAGUUUUAAAUCUUGGUAGGAUGAUUAUAAGUUAUUAAAGUUAUUAUUUUUAUGAUUUUAAGCAUGUUGGAUAUAUUUUGCAGUAGUUUGAAAUUAUUUUAUAUUACUGGAAACUGUAGAGGUCAUGUUUUAUUGGAGUUUAUGAUAAUUUGUGAUCAUUAGUGAAUUAAUCACUAUGCUAGGAGGGUUAGUAGUUAAGUUUUGAUAUAGGGGAGUGUUCUAAAUAUGUUUAGGAAGGGUUUAAAGUACUCUAAUGUUGCUGUAAAUUCAAGGAGGACUGAUAUGAAUUUAUAUUGGUUGUUUUUAGGUAGAGAAUUCUCUAUAGGCGACUUGUGAGUUGUUAAAGUGGUCUCCCAAUUUUUUUACACAAGGUACACACAUACCUAUGUGUUUGUGGAUGUGGUACAAUGAAUAGAAACCAUGUUGAAUUUAUUCAUGAACUUGAUUAUGUUGGAAAUUGCAUGUUGAUGUCGUUGAAUAAACAUGUGAAGCAUGAGGAUUAUAUUAUGAAAUUCAUAUUAUGUUGGCAUGAUUGAUUUAUGCAAGCAUGUUGGUUGAGAACUAUAUUAUUUAUAUAUUGGCACGAAUCUUGAUUGAUCGUUGUUCCCUUUUUAGUAUUUCACUACUUAUAAAGACCGUGGACCUUGUUUAGUGAGUUGAUAUUUUACACCUAUGAAAGGUAGUUGAUCAGUGGUAAAGGAAUGAUUGAAUUAAUUGGAAUUAAUCUAUAUAAUAUAUUAAAAGGCGUUGUGAAAAAUGUAUAUGUGGCACGUAGUACUCUUCCCUUUACGCCACAUCAUUCACUCACCGAGUGUUAUGCCAUGUCAUAGACAACCAAAACUAAUGCAAUGAGAUUCGAACACAAGACCUCAUGUGUAGAUGAUAAGUUUCAUUACCAUCUUAACCAACCACUAAUUGUUGUUUAUUUAUUCACAUUAAUUUAUAAAUAAAUGUUAACAUAAGUCUAAACACAACUAAAUUUUUACAUGACAUUUUAUUUUCUUUGGACUAUUUUGAAAAAAGUAAUAAUAAUUAUAGCAUUAAAACAAGAAAAACAUGUUGACGUAAAUUUUAUAUAAUAUAUAAUUUGGUGUUUAAUAAUUUGAAGAACUUGUUCCACUGGAAAACAAAUUACACAAAUGGUAAAAUGAUCUAAUUGAAAAAUUACUUAGCAUGAUAAAUGAUGUAGUGUGUCUUUGUAAUUGACGAACUUCAUGGAUGUUUUUACUUUAUGAAAUACAUGUAUUUUGGUCAAAUAUUGAGCUCAGGAAAAAUCUAAAAAUUUAAGUAUUGAAUGUAGCAACCGGGGCAUCGCCCGGGCUACACACUAGUUAUAGAUUGAAAGUUGUGUGAUCAUUUAUUUAAUUCUAGAUAAAAAUAAGUUGUGAUUAUUUUUUGAUUGUGCUAUUUAUGUUAUUGCUGAGUCAUAAAAGUAUUAAUUGGUAAAUCAUGUAAAGUGAAACCGGAUAUCAAUAGCUUUAGAAUGUGCACGUCUGAAGUGACAGACAAUUGGGAGUUGGAGUUCAUGGUGGUAGCUCAUGGCUUUUUCUGGGACCGGAUUGAUCACCGUGUUCUAUUUUAAUUAAAAGGUCCCUUGAUAUUGUAGGUCAUGGGAAUACGGAGUCGCACCCGUAUUCUGUUUUCCAAAAGAAAGGCUAUUUCAGUUAGACAACUCAACCCAUUGACUAAUCCAUUUAAAUGAACUAUUAUUCAAAGCUAGUCUAGUAAAAGUUAUGUGUGAGUCUUUAUUUGUUAAUUAUUAUGGUUUAUUAUUUAUUAAUAUCAUGUUAGGAAUAUUAUUAUUUAUUAUGUAGUACUCAACUUUCCCGAUUACGUGGUUUUGUUUGUGUGUGUUGAUUAUGGCUAUGCCUUAUUGGUCAUGUGACGACCCAUUUUGGUGAGCAGUCUCUAGGGAUUAAUCAGCAUUGUCCGUUUACAUGUUUGAAGAUGAUGUAUCAUUGGUUUCAGGAUUGGAGAGCUUGUGUAGUUAUUUAUAAUUUUCUAAGUUGACCUUGGUUUUGAUUUAUUUAAGUUGACUUUGGUUUCUUCUAAGUUGACCUUCGUUUGUUAAGUUGACUUUAGAUUUUAUUGGUUGGUUUGGAAUUGUGAUGGACUAUUUAUUCUAUAAGGUUAUUUAUUAUAUUUUCCGCUACAAAAUUCUGAAUAAGCUGAUACGUUUUCACACGGGCGACAAUGCCUUGAUAAUUCUCUAUAUUUAUAUUAAAAAGAGAGAAUUGUCGGGAUGUUACAUGUGAGUUAAUUAAAUAAUCUUAUAUCUGUUAAUUUUCUCUUAGUACUCCCUUACUAGAGUUCUAGUCUAGAUUCCUACAGGAAGAGAGCGUGGUUUUUAGUGUUUUUGUUGUUGAUUUCUUGUUUAACUAUGGCCAUUUAUGAGGAGCUUAAAGGGAGUUUAUGAUUUUCUCAUUUUGACGAGGAUGAUGUAUCCUCUGACAAGUUAACAAAUAUAGUUUGUGUGUUGGGUAAUUCUCUUAGAAUUUUUGAGUUUUUUUAGGAAUUGCAAAGUUGAAGGCAACACCUACUUCAACCAGGAAGAUUUUAGUUUGACCAUUGAUAAAUAUUCUCUUGCAAUCAAAAUCUUAUCAUUUUUCCAUAUUCUUAAUGAUGAGGAAAAAUCCAUUUUUUUUCGAAUUAGCUAGUUCGAUUAACCUCAAUCUGGCAACGUGCUUUAUCAAGAAGAAUGACUUCCUAAAAGUGGGUAAUUUGUGCUCUUUGGUUUUGUGUCAUGAUACUAAAAAUGUGAAAGCUUAUUAUAGGAGGGUUGUGGCAGCAUUUGAGUUACACAAGCUAGAUUUAGCUUUUAUUGGUCUUGCCCAAGAAAUUAAGAUCAAUACCAACACCGGAGAAUUUCACCGGAAACUUAAAGAGGUGAUAUCUUUUUUGGGUUGGUCUCCGAAAUUUGUUGCCGACGCCCUUGCAGUAGUAGGAGAAGGGGAGGAGUUUCAAAGUUAUUCCCAAAUUGGGUUGGAUGGGGAAAACGGAAACACAAGAGAAAGAGUUUUUGGUAAGAAACAGAUGGAUGGGAACAAUCGAAAGGAUGGAAAAGGAUUAUUUAAAAGGAAGGAGAAGGAGAAUGAAAAGGUGAAUGAAAGUGGGAGGAAGAAGGGUAGAGAAGCCUCCGAUAGGUGCAGUGGUGUGCUUCCUUCUACGGUCCAAGAAGAUCAUACUCUUCCAGGACAAGUAGGAAGGAAUGUUAUUGACAAUUCCAAUGUGGAGGGUAAAGUCAACCCUCCUCCUCGGGAUCAAAGGUUCAACGUUGAAGAAGGUCUAUUUUUAAGUCUUGGAGUUAACUCCAGAAAAAAACCAAAUCCAACAGGACCCACACUCCAGUUUUCGAAUCGGAAGCGACAGGAGUCCUAUUUGCAUCUCACUCCCUCAGUGUAUAGGGUGAUUUCCUCGGGAAGAACAUUGAUCUACUACUGUUCUUCUGAGAACAAGGUAAUUAGUAUUCGAGUUUUAAGUCCAUCGAAAGAGGUAAUGGACUGGAAUGAAACACUAAAAGAUUAUACACCAAUGGAGAUUAGUCAACCCCCCCCCCCCUCGUGGAAGGGCAAGAUCGGUGUGAGACAAAUCCAAGCUUGGUGCCAACAAAUUUCGCCACAGGAUUAAUACUGGUUCCAAGAGAAGUUCGCCAUGCCUCGUAGAAGACAGUUGGUCCCAGCAAAAAGAAGUUUAAUGGCCCUACCCCUGUGUUUUAAAGUGUAAUUUUAUUAGUGAUAACUUAGUUUUUGUUUAAGUUGUAUUAUAUGUUUAAGCCUAUGUCAAAAAAAAAAAUACUCCGUAAAAAAUAAACUAAACUAGUAGUUGAUGCGAGGGGAAGGUCUUGGGUGUACUAGAGGAUUCGAUGUCGCCAUGCCGACGAUGAGGGUUGCAUUGAGCGUUGAUGGGCGACAUUAAUCUUUAGGGGGGUUGCUUUGUCUUUUGGACUUUUUGGGUUUUGGUUUAGUGUUCGUUUAGGAGAAGAGAGUAGAAAGUAAUGUGAAUAGUGAACCUUGUUCAUUAACUCAUACAAUGACAAGUCCUGGACAACAAUCUAGAGCGUCGACUUUGAACGCUA